AUGAAAAAUGAGAGUUAUAUGGUAAGGGUAGAAUGCAAGGCUAAAUGUGUUUUUUUAGUUCUAUGCUCCAAAGUUGGCUAUCAAUAUACUUAUGCUAUAAAGACAUUGGUGGAUACCCACACAUGUGAUAGGGCAUUGAACAAUAGAUCCGCAAACUCAAAGUGGGUGGCCAAGGGAGUAGUGAACAAAAUGCAAACUCAAAUUGAUACGGUUAAAAUUUGUGACAUUAUGCAAGAUAUGAGACAACACUAUUAUGCGGGGAUCACUGUUACUAGAGCAUGGAAGGCAAAGUUGAUUGCCAAGAAUAUUAUUGAAGGAGAUGCUGAUAAGCAAUAUGCAAAUUUAUGGAGGAAUGUUGCUGAGUUCAGAAAGGUUAAUAUUGGGAAUAUUAUGAAGAUCAAUGUUGACAGGCCAAAUCCAUCAAUAUAA
Molecule: messenger RNA, 429 nt
Organism: Vicia faba (fava bean)
Lineage: Eukaryota; Viridiplantae; Streptophyta; Magnoliopsida; Fabales; Fabaceae
Source: the annotation of a GenBank genome assembly